Molecule: messenger RNA, 1485 nt
Organism: Phlebotomus papatasi
Lineage: Eukaryota; Metazoa; Arthropoda; Insecta; Diptera; Psychodidae
Exons: 1
Coding region: 1-1485 (494 amino acids)
Biological process (GO): DNA integration
Molecular function (GO): nucleic acid binding
Source: RefSeq, a predicted model, not a curated record
AUGCAGCGUGUUCUAGCUUGGUGUUUGCGUGCAGUAGCCUUUUUUAAGGCUCGCACAGGCAGAAUUACUCGAAGUGCCACACACUCACUACCAAGAGGGCCACUCACCACUGAAGAACUUCAAAAGUCAGAGACUUUUCUCAUCAGAUGGGAGCAGAGUGAACACUUCCAGCCAAUCAUCACAGCAGUUCAGAGAGGAACUCUCGAUCGCCACCCGAAAUACAAAUUUAUCAGACGUCUUCGUCCGUUCCUCGAUGAUGAUGGAGUUCUGCGGUUCGGAGGCCGUCUUGAGAAUUCAUCAGAACCGCAUGAUGCUCAACACCCAAAGAUUCUGCCGAAAGGAAUUCUAGCUGAAGUCAUAACCAGACACUUUCAUGUCACUUUACUUCAUGCUGGACCGCAGUUGUUGUUGGCAUCAAUGAGACAGAGAUACUGGCCUAUGGGUGGACGUGGAUUAACUCGAAAAGUUGUAAGGAUGUGCAUUCCGUGCUUCAGAGCGAAACCACCAAUACAAGAACAGCUUAUGGCCAACUUGCCUGAACACCGAGUCACAUACUUGCGUCCAUUCCAUGCAACAGGAACAGACUUUGCGGGUCCCUUGCUACUCAAAUCAGGGCAGCGUAAGGUUUCCGCUAGAAAGUCCUACAUCGCAGUUAUGGUGUGCUUGUCAUCCAAAGCAAUUCAUCUCGAAUUGGUGAGUUCGUUGUCGACAGAGGCUUAUAUUGCCACACUCAGACGUUUUGUUGCCAGAAGAGGGAUACCAGCGUUCAUGUAUUCUGACAAUGGCACGACAUUUGUUGGUACGGACAACGAGCUGAAGAAACUGCUGACAUCCACCCAAUUCAACGAAGGUGUUGGAAACUUCAUGUCAUCUAUGGAGAUAAGAUGGUGUUUCCAGCUUCCCAAGGCACCCCAUCAUGGAGGAUUAUGGGAGACGGUAGUGAAAUCAUGCAAAUACCAUCUCAAAAGAGUUGUGGGCCUCACACCACUCAAUUUUGAAGAAAUGAGUACAGUGUUGGCCCAGAUUGAGGCUAUCUUGAAUAGCCGUCCUUUGGUUCAGCUUUCCACGGACGCAGCAGAUCCCACAAGUCUUACUCCAGGGCAUUUUCUGACUGGGUCAGCCUUAAAUCAACUUCCAGAUCCCAGUUUGCAGGAUUUGUCAAUCAAUCGAUUGGACAGGUGGCAGUUAUGCCAAAAGUUACAACAAGAUUUUGCUCGACGGUGGAAACAGGAGUACUUGUGUUCUCUUCAAGCACGAACCAAAUGGAGUAAGGAGUUUGUGAACCUCAAAAAAGGAGAUGUUGUACUCUUUUUAGAUGAUCAGCUUCCGUCUACACUCUGGCCUCUAGGAGUAGUCACAGACACAUUUCCAGGACAGGAUGGAAAAAUCCGCGUCAUCACAGUGAAGACAAGUCGGGGACAGUUUAAAAGACCAAUCACCAAGGUUGUCAAACUACCUUUGAAGGAGGAGCACGAAGAAGAGUAG